Nematostella vectensis (starlet sea anemone) is the source of this 1112-nucleotide messenger RNA. Its product is annotated as vacuolar protein-sorting-associated protein 25. Lineage: Eukaryota; Metazoa; Cnidaria; Anthozoa; Actiniaria; Edwardsiidae. The coding region runs from base 38 to 625 and encodes 195 amino acids. Gene Ontology annotation, cellular component: ESCRT II complex. The transcript has 6 exons. The record is from RefSeq and is a predicted model, not a curated record. Gene Ontology annotation, biological process: protein transport to vacuole involved in ubiquitin-dependent protein catabolic process via the multivesicular body sorting pathway. Gene Ontology annotation, molecular function: structural molecule activity; protein homodimerization activity.
CCUGUCUGAAAUUAAUUUGGUUUUCCUGUGGAGUUUUAUGCGUCUAAAAAAGGGUCUGGGAAAAACCAUCCCUUCCAAGAUGGCGGCCUUCGAAUGGCCGUGGCAGUAUACUUUCCCACCUUUCUUCACACUUCAACCGAACUUGGACACCCGACGAAAACAGCUUGAUGCUUGGUGUGAUCUUGUUUUAACAUACUACAAGCAAAGGAAAGCUUACAGUAUGGACGUGACCGAGGCACAGACAUGUGAUCUGUUUUAUAACAAGUCUAUUGAAAGAAAAUUAUCUUUGGAAGGAAUCAAUGCUGUACUUGAGGAACUAAGAAAAAAAGGUAACUUAGAGUGGGAAGACAAGAAAAAACAACGUUGCUAUAUAAUGUGGCGAACUCCUGAGGAGUGGGCAAAUAUCAUUUUUAAAUGGGUUCAAGACAAUGGGAUGACAGACACAGUUUGUACAUUAUACGAGUUAAUGGCAGGGGAUGAUACCGCAAAGGAAGCAUUUUAUGGCAUUGACAUGUGGAUGCUUAAGAAAUCCUUGCUUGUGCUUGAAGCCAAAGGAAAAGCACAGAUGUUUGAAGCCCCAGAUUCGAGUGAUGAAAGUGGGUUAGGAGUCAAGUUUUACAAUUGAGAUAUAGUGUCAUCUAAAUACAGUAGAAUUUAGUUUCUAAAUUUAGUUGAGCUAGAAGCAUAUGGAACUGAAGGGCAAUGAUCCUUACCUUUCCAUCCUGGCCAUCAAGAGAUGCAAUGACUAAAUGGGUUACGCUAUGCCUCAAAUAAGCUGUCCAUCAUGUUGUUGUGUCCUGGUCACCAACAAGCUGUUGAUGUCCUCUUGUGAUAAUGUGUAGAAUCUUCUGGAUUGUAAUGUGAGCUUUUCAAAAGUCUCAAAAGAAAUGAAAUGAAUACAUUGGUUAAGCUAUGCCUCACCAAAGCAUAAUAAGUAGAAAUUAAAUUGUUAUUGAUCAAGCACAUAUUCUGUACUUUAUAUCUUGAGAUGUCGUUAACCAUCCUUUCAAGUCUGAUCUCAAAAAAGGGAAGAUAACCUUUUUGUUUGUAUAUGAUAUGAAACUUGAAGAAACAUGCAUUUGUUACAAAUUACAUAUUUCUGUUUAUUUGUU